Messenger RNA from Parasteatoda tepidariorum (common house spider), 1835 nucleotides. RefSeq names its product heterogeneous nuclear ribonucleoprotein K. Gene Ontology annotation, molecular function: RNA binding. The record is from RefSeq and is a predicted model, not a curated record. Lineage: Eukaryota; Metazoa; Arthropoda; Arachnida; Araneae; Theridiidae.
UCGUAAUCGAAGUUCAAUCUAAUCAUAAAUUAUUUUUUUAUUAUUCUUUGCAUUUCACAGACAAUUAUAAAGAUAAACGCCGGAAAAUUUACUGUUGAAUUUUUUAGGCUUUAGUUGUAAAGUAGAAAUAAAACUGAGUAUAUCUUAUUUGAUAAGAUUUAAGUGAAGAUUUACUGUGUCACUUUUUUUUUACCUUUCCCAUUCCAUUAGAAUUUUAUUUUUAUUAGGAUGACUGAUAUUGUAGGUCCUUACAAAACAUCAAUUAAGCGUGAAGCAUCUCAAGACAUGGGUGAUAGUGAAGGUCCACCUAAACGUCCUAGGAGCGGUGGUCGUGCAGUUGACGUUCGAUUUUUAGUACAAAGUAAAAAUGCUGGUGCAAUUAUUGGAAAAAGUGGUUCAAACAUAAAUAGGUUAAGGACUGAUUUCUCAGCAAGUGUUACAGUUCCCGACUGCCCUGGCCCAGAACGGAUAUUGGCUAUUGUUGCUGAUAUUGAAACAUUAGGAGACAUUUUACUUGAUGUAUUGCCUAAACUGGAAGAUUAUGCUCAUAACCGUUCUAUGGAAUUCGAUUGUGAGUUGCGUAUGUUGUUGCAUCAAAGUCAUGCUGGGUGCUUGAUUGGCAAAGGUGGAUCUAGAAUUAAAGAAUUAAGAGAGAAAACUGGUUCUCAGAUAAAAAUUUUUACUAAUUGUUGUCCAAAUUCAACUGAAAGAAUAGUGCAGAUCUCAGGGUAUCCAAAUGUGGUUGUCAAUUGUGUAAAAGAAAUAUGCCAUAUAAUCAGCUCGGCUCCUAUCAAGGGACCUAACAAGCAAUAUGAUCCUCAUCAUUUCAAUCCCAUGUUUUGUAAUGAUUAUGGUGGUUAUGAAGAUUCUGGUUCAAAAGGACGUGGAGGGCGUGGUUCUUUCAGAGGAGGAAGGAGUUCAAAUUUUAAUAGACCACCACCUCCAGCCUGGCGUGAUGAAGUAGUAGAUAAUUUUAGUUUUGGGGGUCCUGACAGUGGAUCCAACCGUAGCCGUGGUGGAUUUGGUGGAGGAAACAGUUAUUCUGGCCGAGGGGGAGGACGUGGUAUGAUGAAUCAAAGCCAGGGUGGAGGAAACCGUUGGAAUCAAGGAUCUAAUACCGGUGGAAAUUUAGGUGGCUGGGUUACUGACAGUGGCAGUAGCUAUGGUAGUAGUGGUCGUAUGAUGGGAUCUGCUAAUGGGCAGUCUGGUUACAUGGCUCAAGGAUCAGCUGAAAAAUCUAUGGGACCUGGGAUGGGUGGUCCUCGAAAUCCAAUGAUGAAUAGUGGCAUGGGAGGAUAUCAAGGAAAUGGUGGUCCUGGAGCUGCAGGAGCUGCUAAUAGGUAUAUGGGAGGUCCUGCACGGGGACAGCCUAAGCAACAGGGCGGAUACAACACAGCUUCCCAAAAUACUGGAGAAAUGUUUAAUGUUCCCAUACCUAACAGUGAUGGAACAUAUUCAGUAACAAUGACAGUAUCUAAUGAAGUUGCAGGAGCUGUAAUUGGAAAAGGUGGACAACGAAUACGAAGAAUAAGAAAAGAUUCAGCAGCAAUAAUUAAGAUUGAAGAGGGUCCAGAAGGAUCGAAAAAGCGAACCAUUACAGUAACUGGUGCUUUGAAUCAGUUACAGAGAGCACAAUCAUUGAUAGAAAGGAGCAUUCAAGAAAAUGGACUCGAGUGAUACCUCUACUUAUUUAAUUGCACUAUUUUGUACAAGUCUCCUCAUCAUCAUAAUUCAGAAACUAUUGUUAUCUUCUAUGUUUGUUAUGUUUGUGAAGUUCAAUGAGUUAAGAAAUAUUUGGUUAACUUUUUGAUAAAUAAAUUAAAGUUAGACCGAAA